Gastrolobium bilobum is the source of this 1101-nucleotide messenger RNA. Its product is annotated as putative 12-oxophytodienoate reductase 11. The record is from RefSeq and is a predicted model, not a curated record. Lineage: Eukaryota; Viridiplantae; Streptophyta; Magnoliopsida; Fabales; Fabaceae. Gene Ontology annotation, molecular function: FMN binding; oxidoreductase activity. The coding region runs from base 13 to 1101 and encodes 362 amino acids. The transcript is spliced from 5 exons.
AAAGGAAAAAAAAUGUCUGAACAAGAUCAUGUUAUCCCUCUUCUUACUCCUUACAAGAUGGGGAACUUCAAUCUUUCACACAGAGUUGUUUUAGCACCACUGUAUAGAGCAAGAUCUUACAACAAUGUUCCUCAGCCCCAUGCUGCCUUAUAUUACUCUCAAAGAACAACCAAGGGAGGCCUUCUGAUAUGUGAAGCUGCUGCUAUUUCAGCCAAUUCUCAAACCAUUCGAAACGCACCUGGCAUAUGGUCAAGAGAGCAAGUCGAAGCAUGGAAACCAAUUGUGGAUGCUGUUCAUGCCAAAGGUGGUAUAUUCUUCUGUCAGAUUAUUCAUGUUGGAAGGGUUUCAGAUUCAGAUUUUCAUCCAAAUGGACAAGCUCUUAUAUCAUCAACAAACAAGCCACUCACAUCACAAAGUAAUGGCAUUGCACCAAGGCAGUUAAGGACAGAUGAAAUUCCUCAUAUUGUCAAUGAGUUCAGAAUUGCUGCAAGGAAUGCCAUGGAAGCUGGAUUUGAUGGUGUUGAGAUCCAUGGGGCGCAUGGUUUUCUAAUUGACCAAUUUAUGAAAGAUAAAGUUAAUGAUAGAACAGACAAAUACGGUGGAUCCCUUGAGAACCGUUGCCGCUUUGCAGAAGAAGUUGUUGAAGCUGUUGUUCAAGAAAUAGGUUCAGAAAGAGUUGGAAUAAGGUUAUCACCUUUUUCAGACUACAAUGAAUGUGUUGACUCCAAUCCUGAAGCAUUGGGUAUCUACAUGGCUGAAUCUCUGAACAAAUAUGGUGUUGUUUACUGUCACAUGGUUGAGCCGAGAUGGGAUAUUUCUGGAAAAAAUGUUGAAAGCCCUUAUAGUCUUGUACCAAUGAAAAAGGUCUUUAAGGGAACUUUCAUUGUUGCUGGAGGUUAUGAUAGAGAAGAAGGGAAUAAGGUUAUAGCUGAGAACAAAGCAAAUCUUGUUGCAUAUGGUCGUGUGUUCUUGGCUAAUCCAGAUUUGCCUAAGAGAUUUGAGCUUGAUGCACCACUCAACAAGUAUAACAGGGACACGUUCUACACUACUGAUCCAGUUAUAGGUUACACUGAUUACCCUUUUUUUGAAGGCAGUGCUUAA